AGGGCCAUUGACCUAAUUUAAUAUACCCAUUGAUGCCCCAAUUUACCCGCAAACCGUGCCAGUCUAUAUGCUUGUCCAUAUCAGCCUUUUCCCAUAGUCCCAUAACAGCUAAUAGGACACGAGGCUGUUGACGGUGAAAAGAAAAGCCUGAAUACCGAAGACCCUUUUCACCAAGUAGGCCUGUACGAUCAUCAAUACGAUUGGUAUUUUGACGGAAACAAAAUUUCGGAAUAUGUUGACAUCUAUGUUUAUCCGAAAGGACAUGAAUUUGAGUAUCCGCUGAUUGAAGACCAUGUUCCAUUUCGAAUUGACAUGUCAACAUGGCAAAGAUUGAGAGCAAGUGCCAGAAAAGUGGUACGGCAAAACCGACAAAAUUUCAAUUGUAUCGCUCAGGAAGAGUUGCCUGAAAAUACGACAUAUGUGUACAACCUGUGCCUAACAUGGUGUCUGAGGCGCACGCUGCUCAACCAUGCAAGGUGCACCAUCCCAGAACUGGAUCACUUCAUAUACAACUUCACACACGUACUGGAAAUCUACCUGGCCUCGCCGCCCGCGAAGCGUGGCCCUCUGCGUAGCAGCCUCUACUUCAACAGUGACACCGCGUGGCCGUGGAUGCAGGACUACCUGUACCUGAAGCCGUGCGACUCGGCGCAGUCCUUCCGCGAGACGUUCGAAGUGUUCGAGAUGACGUUCUUCCCGCGCGGUGACAAGUUCGCCAUGAACGCCUCGUGUGGAACCGAGUGUCCGCCCGACUGCGUCGAGUACCACGGCCUGCUGGCCACAGAGGGAACUGAGCUCCAUCCGGCCACCGAGCGGAUUCACGGUGUCACAGUCUACUUCAACGCGCGCGUGGAGGAGAUUCACGAAAAGUGGAAGUACACCAUCUCGCAGCUACUGAUCGACAUCUCUGGUGUGAUGAGUUUCCUGCUGGGCCUGUCGCUGGUUGCCAUCCACGAGUGGUGCUUCAUCCUGAUCAAGUGGCUGGUGGAGCGCAGCACGUUCCGCCAGGGGCCGCUCGACCUCGAGCCGGCCUACCUGCGCGACGAGCUGCGCUACGACGACUACCACGAGUAUGACGAUGACUAUUACCGGGACGGACAGCAGUCGCCGCGUUCGCACCAUUCCAGAGACUACGACUACUACUAUGAUGACUACGGAGGAGAGUAUGACUCCUACGAUGACUACGGCGAACCGUACUAUGAUGACUACGGUGACGAGAGUUUUGACUACGCCGGAGAUGAGAAGGUUCUGGACGCGGCACACUCUGGAAUUAUGUUUGAUCAGGCCUCGCUAAUGGCGAGCAGGGAACUCCAUACCAAAUCAUCACACUUGGCGCCCUGAGUACGGGAAAAGCAUCAGAAAAGUGUGUGAAAUGUGUUACUGGUGCAUGACAACAAGAAAACAGCAGUGUCACUUAUAUUUGUGCCGUGCUCUACAAUGUAAGUAAUUGGAGAGAGCAGCGUAACUUCCUACAUGUGUCCAUGUCCGGUGUCAACCAGUACACUGCUGUUAUGCUGUCUGUGAUUGUAUUUGUGUCUGUCUGACUUUGCGCUAUUUCCCACGGUUGGUAAAUAAAGUUGAAUGCGUUGUGGA
This is a messenger RNA of Amphibalanus amphitrite, 1593 nucleotides long. RefSeq lists its product as uncharacterized. Lineage: Eukaryota; Metazoa; Arthropoda; Thecostraca; Balanomorpha; Balanidae. The transcript is spliced from 2 exons. The record is from RefSeq and is a predicted model, not a curated record. Gene Ontology annotation, biological process: sodium ion transport. Gene Ontology annotation, molecular function: sodium channel activity. Bases 313 to 1341 code for a protein of 342 amino acids. Gene Ontology annotation, cellular component: membrane.